AUGGCACCCGUCGGCGCCCUGCUCUGGCGCUCUCUCAGAGCAUACCAGAUCUACGGCGCCAAUACCGACGUCGGAAAGACGAUUUUCUCCACGGUUUUGUGCAACGCGGCCCGCAAGCUGUGGCCGAAUGAGCAGACGUCCUUCCUGAAGCCCGUCUCGACGGGCCCGUUGUCUGAAGCCGAUGAUGCGCACAUCGGGAGGUUCACGACCGGAGUCAACAAGACGACGCUGUUUCAGUUUGAGAUCCCCGCGAGUCCACAUCUCGCCGCUCAGGUGUCGAAACAGCCAACACCGUCCGAUGGAGAAGUUUUGAAGAAGUUGUACGACUGCGCGUCCCGCACCGUCGCCGAAGGGCCCGGGUGGCUUUUCGUCGAAACGGCCGGCGGCGUGCACUCGCCGGCUCCGUCCGGGACCCCGCAGGCCGACCUCUACGCCCCACUCCGGAUCCCCGUCGUUUUCAUCGGCGACUCGAAACUCGGCGGCAUCUCGCAGACCAUCUCCGCGUUCGAGUCGCUCAAGCUCCGCGGCUACGACGUCGAAUCGAUUCUCCUCUUCCGUGACGACCAGUACCAGAAUUACUCCUACCUGACCGACUACUUCGCCAAAGGACACGGCAUCCCCGUCACCUCCGUCGAGCAGCCCCCGGCCCGCGCCGAGGACGCCGCGGUCGACGCGAAAGCGCUGUCUCAGUACUACGACGAGGUGAGCUCCGGCGGAGUGAUCAAGGACACCCUGCGACACCUGCACGACCGCCACCUCGCCCGCAUCUCGCGCCUCGAGUCCAUGUCCCGCGACGCGCACGACAUCAUCUGGUACCCCUUCACGCAGCACAAGAACCUGACCCCCGAGAAGAUCACGGCCAUCGACUCCGCCCACGGCGACAACUUCCAGACCCUGGUCCCGCAGAGCCGGAGCACGCCGGAUGACCAGGCCCUGCUGCAACCCUCCUUCGACGGGUCGUCGUCGUGGUGGACGCAGGGCCUGGGCCACGCGAACCCGAAGCUGACGCUCGCGGCGUCGUACGCCGCCGGCCGCUACGGACACGUCAUGUUCGCCUCGGCGGUCCACGAGCCCGCCCUGGCCCUCGCCGAGAAUCUCCUCGUGGGGCUGCGGAACCCGCGCCUGUCUCGCGUCUUUUACUCCGACAACGGCAGUACCGGCAUGGAGGUCGCCGUCAAGAUGGGGCUGCGAGCCGCGAGGGUGCGGUACGGCUGGGAAGCCAGCGACAGGCUUGAGAUACUCGGUCUGAAGGGCAGCUAUCACGGCGAUACGAUGGGCGCCAUGGACUCGACGGAGCCGUCGGUCUUCAACGAGAAGGUCGAGUGGUACGAGGGUAAGGGCUUUUGGUUUGACUACCCCUUUGUUAUGUGCAAAGAUGGCGAGUGGGAAGUCCAGAUUCCCGAGGUUUUGAGAAAGGACCUGGGUAAUGGCCAAAAGUUCAGCACCUUGUCUGAAGUCUUCGACGUCACUGGCAGGGAGCAAGCAGAUCAGCAGAAAGCCUACGAGACGUACAUUGUCAAGGUCCUGGAACGUCUUCGGGACCAGGGCCGCAAGUUUGGUGCUCUGGUGAUGGAACCCGUUAUCCUUGGAGCUGGCGGCAUGAUUAUGGCAGACCCGCUCUUCCAACGCACUCUCGUCAAGGUUGUACGGAAACAUCCGGAGCUGUUCGGCACCGCAACUGGGUCUGCCUCCUCAAUCGAUGCGGACGUCAACACUUGGAGCGGUCUCCCCGUCGUCUUCGACGAGGUCUUCACGGGUCUCACUCGCCUAGGCCGCUUCUCUGCCGCCUCUUUCCUCGACGUCGACCCGGACGUGAUCUGCAACGCCAAGCUACUCACCGGUGGCCUCGUGCCGCUAUGCACCACAUCAGCGUCCGACAGCAUCUUCCGAGCCUUCGAGAGCGACGAGAAGAGUGAUGCCCUUCUACACGGCCACAGCUACACCGCUCACGCCGUCGGUUGCCAGGUCGCCAUCGAGUCGCUGAAGGAGCUGCAGCGGAUGGACAAGCAGGGUGAAUGGGACUGGGCGAAGAACAGCGAGUGGACUAACAAAGCACCCGCUGCCACCGGCGCUCUUGGUCAGGAUAUUGCGGUGUGGUCUGUAUGGUCUCGGCCGUUCGUUGACUGGGUCUCCAGACAGAGCGGUCGGGUUGCGGGAGUCUGGGCUUUGGGCUCGGUUCUGGCCAUCCACAUGGAAGACAGUGAGGGUGCUGGGUACUCGAGCAAUGCUGCUGCGGAUGUGCAAAGUACGCUGCUCCAGGGGGGUGUUGGUGAUGGUGGUGAGCGAUGGAACGUCCACAGCCGUGUGCUUGGAAACGUUCUCUACGUUAUGACCAGUCAGACUACGAAACAGACGGAUGUGGAGAGACUGGAGAGUCUGCUUCGGAAGGCUUUGAACUGA
Molecule: messenger RNA, 2400 nt
Organism: Colletotrichum karsti
Lineage: Eukaryota; Fungi; Ascomycota; Sordariomycetes; Glomerellales; Glomerellaceae
Product: bifunctional dethiobiotin synthetase adenosylmethionine-8-amino-7-oxononanoate aminotransferase
Exons: 4
Coding region: 1-2400 (799 amino acids)
Biological process (GO): biotin biosynthetic process
Cellular component (GO): mitochondrion
Molecular function (GO): ATP binding; magnesium ion binding; dethiobiotin synthase activity
Source: RefSeq, a predicted model, not a curated record